This is a messenger RNA of Carica papaya (papaya), 1481 nucleotides long. The record is from RefSeq and is a predicted model, not a curated record. NCBI's taxonomy places the organism in Eukaryota, Viridiplantae, Streptophyta, Magnoliopsida, Brassicales, Caricaceae.
AUGGCCACUGGUGAGAGAGUUCGCAAUGCCCUUCGUGUAACAAGGAUGAUAGGCAUUCCAGAUGAAGAGGCGAAACUUGUGCUCAAAAGAUUGCUGAAAAUGUUUGAUAACAACUGGGAACCCAUAGAAGCAGAAGAAUAUCGGGCACUACUGGAUACAUACUUUGAGAUCAAGGAUAAUAAGGUUAAAGACAAAGAAGUUCGUGCCAUUGAGCUUGAUGGAUCUGGAAGACCAUCUAAGAAAAUGAAUGUUGAAGAGAAGAGAGAUCGAGUUUCCUGUACUAUGGACAGAGCAAGCCAUAUCUUAUCUUCCCGAGAUCGUCAACAGGAAGAUAUAGAGCUAUCACGACCAAUUGGAAGGGAGAGAACAAUCAAAUCUGAAUUGUUAUUGCCUCAUAAUCAGUCCAAUGACAAAGGGAAGAAUCCAACAUCAUCUUAUGUCGGCCCCAGAGAUGGACAGCCAGUUAAUAAGACUUCAUCUUGUUCAACAGAAAUUAAACAGCCACCCAAUAGAUCUGGCUUUUCUUGUGACCAGGGGAAAACCACUCCCUAUUCUAAUAAGAAGACAGCAUCUGCUAAACCAAAAACUGAGCUGUCCGCUGAUGAUUCAGCACGUAAAUCCAUUUACAGAGAUAAAUUAUCAAACUAUUCUGGGAGUUCAAAUAUUUCUGAUCAAGUAGCACCUUGUAAUCUACAAAUAGGUCAUGCUCAGAAGAAGAAAGUUGGACGCAUUGUUGACAUAACAAAAGGUACUGAAAGUGUCGAAAUUUCGCUGGUGGAUGAAACUAACAAAGAGGACCUGCCAAAAUUUACUUAUAUUCCACAAAAUAUAGUUUAUCAAAAUGCCUAUGUUCAUGUCUCACUGGCCCGCAUUGCUGAUGAGGAUUGCUGUUCAAGCUGCAAGGGAGAUUGUCUUUCAUCACCAUUGCCAUGUGCAUGUGCUCGUGAAACUGGUGGAGAGUUUGCUUACACAAAAGAAGGUCUACUGCGAGAAGAAUUUCUAGAUGCUUGUAUCUCUAUGAAGACGGAGCCUGACAACCACCCUUUUGUUUAUUGUCAAGACUGCCCAUUGGAAAGGUCAAAUAAUGACGUUAUGCCUGAAAAAUGCAAGGGUCAUUUAGUCAGGAAGUUCAUCAAAGAAUGCUGGAGAAAAUGUGGAUGCGAUAUGCGGUGUGGAAACCGGAUGGUACAACGGGGGAUUACUUGUAAAUUGCAGGUCUUCUUAACUCAUGAAGAUAAAGGCUGGGGUGUUAGAGCACUGCAGGACUUGCCAAAAGGAACCUUUAUCUGUGAAUAUGUUGGGGAAGUACUGACCAACUUGGAGUUAUAUGAGCGAAAUCUGUAUAGCAGUGGUAAUGAGAGACAUACAUAUCCAGUAACGUUAGAUGCAGACUGGGGAUCAGAGAAAAGUCUAAAGGAUGAAGAAGCACUUUGUCUUGAUGCAACUCUAUGUGGAAAUGUUGCAAGAUUUAUCAACCACAG